Molecule: messenger RNA, 2963 nt
Organism: Apis laboriosa (Himalayan honeybee)
Lineage: Eukaryota; Metazoa; Arthropoda; Insecta; Hymenoptera; Apidae
Gene: AstA-R1
Product: allatostatin-A receptor
Exons: 5
Coding region: 285-1370 (361 amino acids)
Biological process (GO): G protein-coupled receptor signaling pathway
Cellular component (GO): membrane
Molecular function (GO): G protein-coupled receptor activity
Source: RefSeq, a predicted model, not a curated record
UUUUCCACGAAAUAUUCGAGGAUGAAUAUCGAGGAACACGAUGUCUGAAACGAUCUUCCCAACCGCUGUGCCACAAUUCGCACCGUGAACGAGCGUCGAAAAUGCUCGCGAGCUUCCUGUCGAGAACGAGAGCGAAAAUUGAAAAUGAGAAACUGGUGACUUUGUUGAAAAUUUGAUAUGAUUCGGAUGAGGGUGGAAUCGAUGGGCGAAGAAGCAGCGUGAGGAAGAAAACUUUGCUCGUUCCAAGGCAAAGGGAAGGUGUUACAAGUUAGUGCGAUCACACGAUGCUUCAAGAGAUGGAGAUCACUUCGGAGAGGGUGAUCAAAAAUCUGACCAACGUCUCGAACUCGAUGAAUAACAACGAAACACUGAGGUACAACGAGGAGUUCGAUUACAGCUUCGAUCGCGACCAAGUGGAGAAGAUAGUGGUUGUGGUCGUUCCAAUAUUUUUCGGCAUGAUAGGUAUAUUGGGACUGGUUGGGAAUUCGUUGGUGGUGAUCGUGGUGGCGGCUAACCCGACCAUGAGAUCGACCACGAACAUCUUGAUCAUCAAUCUGGCCGUGGCAGAUCUCUUGUUCGUCAUCCUUUGCAUACCGUUCACCGCCACGGAUUUCGUGCUACCGUUCUGGCCUUUCGGCAAUUUUUGGUGCAAGAUGGUCCAGUACCUCAUCAUCGUCACUGCCUACGCCAGUGUUUAUACUUUAGUCCUCAUGAGCCUUGAUAGAUACUUGGCCGUGGUUCAUCCUAUUUCCUCGAUGUCGUGGAGGACCGAGAACCACGCGAUCGUCGCCAUUUGCAUCGCUUGGGCGAUGAUAUUCGCGAUAUCAACCCCUGCAUUCUUCGUCCACGGCGAGUUUCAGGACAUGGAUGGCUCGUCGUCGGAGAACCUGACGGCUUGUCGAAUCCUACCGCAAUAUAAUUGGCCGUUAUUCCAGAUGUCGUUUUUCCUGAUGAGCUACCUGCUGCCACUGAUGCUGAUAUGCUUCUUUUACAUUUGCAUGCUCAUCAGGCUCUGGCGCACCGAUCGCGUCAGUGCCGAAAGCCGUCGUGGAAGAAAACGAGUCACGAGGCUGGUCUUCGUCGUCGUUGGCGUUUUCGCCUUUUGUUGGUGCCCUAUACAGGUAAUACUAGUGACGAAAUCGUUGGACGUGUAUCCAUUGACAUCAGCGACGAUAAUGGUGCAAAUAGCGAGCCACAUUUUGGCAUACACGAACAGCUGUGUCAAUCCUAUUCUUUACGCCUUCCUCAGCGAUAGUUUUCGAAAAGCUUUUCGAAAAAUUAUUUACUGCAGACCUCGAUCGGAUCAAAACAGACAAUUGGGACCAUUGACGAAGACUACGAGAGCUGCCAGUACCGGUGACAUCAUUUAGGUCACAAAUACUCCGACGCCGGAUUCGUCCAGUUAACAAGCACUGAUUGCGCCGAUUUUACGUCUAAAUUAGAGUGUAUUCGCCGGGUAUUCGAUAUUCGUUGUAACAUGGAACAGUUAUCAUGUGAACUCGAGCGUGCAUUUGUGCCGUUUAACCGUGACAAAUCGUUUUACGAAACAAUUUAUACCGAUAUAUAUAUAUAUAUAUCUAUAUAUAUAUAUCUUUGAUUUUCCUAAUUAAACGAAUCUCGAAUUUUUGCUCGAUUUUUGGAGCAAAACCCAUCUCUGAUCGAGAUUAAUCCCAUCGGAUCGUAAAUAAGCGUCUUUUCUCGCUUGCGUGUGCGUGUGUUUGCGUGUGUGCGUGUCGAAAGGUAAUAAAAAAAAAGAAAAAAAAGAAAAAAAAAAGCAUUUUAUACGUGUAAAACCUCUAUCCGUAAUACGUGAGAUUUACAUCCGUGAAUAAAAAUUGUGUACAUAUAUAUAUACAUAUAAAAUAACGCUUGUUGAGUGAUGGACUGCGGAUUUUUAUGGAAAUUUUUCAUGUGUGUUGUGUUUUGUGUAAAGUGAUAUAAUAAUAAACGCGUCUUCUUAUAUCUUAUGUUUUGUUUGGACUCUUAAUUGAUGCGAUGUUUGUUCGAAGAAAGAAAAUUGUGACAGGAAUUAAUCAUUUAUUCAACGAUUAAGCGUUAUACAUAUAUAUAUAUACAAAUUUAAUCGAAUGAAAAAGAAUGAAUAGAGAGAUAAAAGUGUUAAGAGUGUAAGGAAAAAUUUAAUAGAAAUAUGUGAUGACAAAAAAAAAAUAUUUACAAACGAUUUAGAGAAAAGAAUUAUCAAAAAAAAAAAAAAAAAAAAACUAUCGUCGUCACGUAUUUUAUAACGAAGAUUUGCGAAAAGUAUAUGUAUAUAAUAAAAUUAUUAUCUUAUAAGUGUACAUAUUAUAUCCUAUAUAAUUUUUUUAGAAUAUAAUUGAUAUUUUUACAUAUAUUAGUUGAAUAUACGAGCACGUUUUAGCUGCAUAAAAAUUCGCAGUCUAUAAAUACAAAUAAACAAUAAGUGAAUAAAAGUUAAAUAAAUAUAGGUUGAAUCAUGGUUACUAUAUACAUAUAUAUAUAGUUAUAGAGGAAGAAAGAAACAAUUUUAUCGUUUGUUCGGCGAAAAAAUAAAAAUAAAAAUUCGAGGAAAAAAAAAGAAAAAAAGAAAAGAAAAAAAGAAAAUAUUGAAAGAGCUUAAUAAACUCGAUCAAGAGAUUUCACAUUUAAAUUAGAAUUUUAAUAUUGUUUUGAGAAGAGAUUUCGCGAGGAUUCAUGGAUUGUGGUAGAUGAGCCCCUGCCCUUUCCGUGAAUCACGUAUAGGGGAGAAAAGUAAAAUUUUUUACUUUUAGAAUGUAAAAAAAAAAAAAAAAAGAAAAAUUUGAUUUUUCUCUCCUUCCCUUUUUUUUUUCUUUUUCAGCUGAAGAGGCGUAGAUUUUAAAAGUUUUAGAGUUAAGACUUUGUCGAGAACUUGGCGAAGAAUUGUCCUGAUACAAAUUGUAAAGUAUAUAUAUAAUAUAUAUAUACAUAUAUCAAUAAAGAUGAUGAUAUAAUUACAAAUUAAA